This is a messenger RNA of Aegilops tauschii subsp. strangulata, 2243 nucleotides long. RefSeq names its product transcription factor NAI1-like. The record is from RefSeq and is a predicted model, not a curated record. Lineage: Eukaryota; Viridiplantae; Streptophyta; Magnoliopsida; Poales; Poaceae. Gene Ontology annotation, molecular function: protein dimerization activity.
CUAGCAAGCUAUAGGCUACAUAUGUUCUUCGGGGUGUAAUGUAAGAUAGUGAGUGUGGAUUCUUCGUGAAUUAAUUUGUUCUUGUAGUGGAGAUCUAGCAUUAGUUGGGAGUGUGUAAUCUUGAUCGAUCGAUCCACAUGGAGGACUCAAGCUUCAUGCAGUGGGCAAUGAACACGCUGGAUGAGCACACCUUCCCCGCCGCCGCCUCUCCGGUAUACGAUAUUGGCAGCUUCCACUGCGGCGAGCAUACUGCCGCCGCCUUCCCCUCGCAGCACGCACUCUGCACCAUUCCCCAGCCUCUGCCGACGACGGCCGAUGACAACCCAGACCUGACGGUGCAGGUCGACAACCAGUACCGGGCCAGCAGCUCUGGCGAUGCGGUGGUUCACGCUGCCGUCGCCGGGGCUAGCAUGCCAAUGAGCUCGAAGUCCGUUGCUGCGUUGACGCAGUCGGCCGCGAUAGGAGCACAUAAGCAUGCUGGCGGGAGGAGAUCCGGGAGCAGCUUGCAGGGCUCUGCUAUGUCAGCAGCGUCGGCGUCGUCGACUUGCCCUGAUCCCGCCAAGGACCACACAAUCGCGGAGCGCCGCCGCAGGGAGAAGAUCAACCAGCGGCUCAUGGAGCUCUCUACUCUUAUCCCCGGCAUCAAGAAGAUGAACAAGGCAACGAUUAUUGGGGAUGCGCUGAAGCACGUGAGAGAGCUCCAGGAGAAGGUGAAGAUCCUGGAGAACAACAACAGGCAUGCUGCCACCACCACCAUCAGCUCCACUGUGUUCGUCCACAAGAACAGACCCUUCCUAAGCGGCCUCACCAGCAACUACCGCGACGAUGAUGCCGGUGAGCCGAGCCACUUGGGCACAUGGCUUCCUGAGAUCAAGGUCCGGUUGUCAGAUAAGAUUGUGCUAGUGCAGAUCCACUGUGAGAACACAAAUGGACUACUAGUGAGGGUGCUGGGAGAGGUGGAGGUUCUCCGACUUGCCAUCACCCACACCAGCAGCAUGCCAUUCCUAGCCGACACCACCAUCAUCAACAUUACCGCCAAGGCAAGUUGUACUCAAACCGUUAUUUUUUGCACAGCUAAGAUGCUCUGCAUAAUUGAUGCAUGCAGCUAUUUCCCUCAUGUUGUAUAGAUCCAUAAAAAAUAUAGUAGUUCCACAAGUAGCUAAUAAUUGCCUAUCAGGAUUGCAAUUAAAUUACAUAAGAAAUCACCACAUAUAGUUUCAUAAUAUCAAUUCACGUACUGUUUGAUGAGAUAUAAAAAGUAAAUACAAGUAUGCAUACACGGUGUCUAGAUGUGGUUAGCUAGAGAGAAAAAAACGUCUCGUAGGAUGGACAAAAUGCUCAUAUCUUGUAACAACCAUGCUUAAUUAUGGGGUACCAAUACUUAGUAAGCACAUAUGUAUCGGUAGUUUUUCUUCACAUAAACCGACAAUAUAACAACUUGAGCACAUAGGAAUAUAGGUGAUUGUCUUAUACAGAUAGUCCUCUAUAUGGAUGGUUGAUGCUUUUUCUUGGUUCUCUAAUUUAACAUCUGUUGGGCCGGCUUGUUUAGAUGUACAAAACAUUUUUUAUUAAGUAUACAGAAAGUCUCUUUCCCAGAGAAUAUAGUAGCAUAGUGAAAUGAUAGAAGUGGAAUCAGGUAUCACACAAGCCUCUCCGUAAUGCUACCUCAUCUCUCAUCCUCCUUGGAUUGGUGUCUUUCAUCGUCGUUUUUCUACGUAGGCCCACCUAUGAAUGUAUACACAUAUUUUCGUCAAAACCAAAAUGCUCUUAAUAUCUUAUCCUUUGCACAAGUCUACAUGUACAACCGUUACCAACCUAAUUGAUGCACACUACACAUACUCAUGCACACAUAUAUCACACCAAUUUUCUCACAUCCAUCUCACGCACGUAUAUAAAUCAUCAAGCUUAGUACAAUUGACGUUCUGUUUUUAUGGAAUGGAAGAAAUAUAAAACAUUUUGCUAAGGGAAAACCAUUACAUUUCAAUGAUUGUCAAAGAAAAAGAAAUAUGAUAGACUAAAAUAAAAGAAAAAAAAUCUUGAUUACACUAUUUCCUUCAUGAUACUAGAAUCAGUAUAUCCAUCUCGCCUCAUCAUUACAUCGUCUAACACCUAAGAGUUUCUUUGCUCAAAAGAUGCUCAAGAAUUAUAUACAUGAAUGAGAAGAUAGGGCUAAAUAUGAAUAAAUUCAGUAUAGCUAGUUUAAAAGGUUAUACAUAUAGACCAGGGAUGGGUUAGUUAAGGAA